AUGCCCGCGAUUCUGAAUAUACUCGGGUUUAUUCUGUCGAAAAUUUUCACACUGCUGUUUAGACUUAUUCGCUUAAUCCUGUUUCCCUUCAACAAGUUAUUGUGCUGGAGCUGUGGUGACUACCUGUCGAAGGUGAACCGGCGCUAUGGAUUUAGUGAGGACCUUUAUAUCAUUCCAACCUUCUUCUACUAUGUAUUUGAGUACAUUUACAAGGUUAGGAGACAUAGAUUCCAGAAUUGGUACAUUUUCACCAGUCAGGUACAGAAGCAGGGAGAUAAUGUUGCUAUUCGCUAUACUAGACCCUUGGCUGCCAAGGGUGAAUUUGAGUUGGAGUCGUAUACAUAUAAGGAGAUGUACGAUAUUGUACUGAGGCUGUCGUACAUUUUGAACUUCACCUACAAUGUCGAGGCCGGUGACCACAUCGCGAUCGAUUGCACAAAUAAACCGCUAUUUAUCUUUCUAUGGUUUGCCAUUUGGAACUUGGGUGCAGUUCCUGCAUUUCUAAACUACAAUACCAUGGGCGAACCCCUGUUGCAUUCCCUUAAGAUAUCCAAUAUCACACAGGUCUUCAUUGAUCCAGAUGCAAGCCAAUCCAUCCAGGCGUGCGAAGAGGAGGUCAAAAACGCACUGCCUCAUGUUAUGUUGAACUACUUGGACGAAAACGACCUUUACAAUACCAUCAAAGAUGAGACCGCACCAAAAUUUCUACAGAAAGAUGAGGUUAGAUCCCCAGAAGGGCUUACCGAUUAUAAACCUUCCAUGCUAAUCUACACAUCAGGAACCACUGGGCUGCCCAAAUCUGCUAUUAUGUCCUGGAGAAAGUCUUCAGUUGGUUGCAAACUGUUCGGGCAUGUUUUGCACAUGCACAAUCAAAGUACCGUGUUUACCAGCAUGCCUUUGUUUCACUCUACUGCUGCUCUACUGGGGGCCUGCGCCAUCUUAUCUCAAGGUGGAUGCAUUGCGCUAGCUCCUAAGUUUUCCGCGUCCAAUUUUUGGAAACAGGUGUACAUGACCGAAGCGACUCACGUUCAGUACGUGGGUGAAGUUUGCAGGUACUUGCUACACACCACCCCUUCCAAAUAUGAAUCUAUGCAUUGUGCCAAAGUUGCGUAUGGGAACGGUCUGAGAACAGAUAUCUGGCAACAGUUUCGCACCAGAUUCAACAUCGAGGUUAUUGCAGAAUUUUACGCUGCCACUGAGGCUCCAUUUGCAACCACCACCUUCCAAAGAGGAGACUUUGGCGUUGGCGCCUGUAGAAACUACGGUGCGAUUAUUCAGUUUUUCUUACAGUACCAGCAAACUUUGGUUAAAGUGGAAAAGGAUGACGAUUCAUUGAUUUACCGGAACGAAAAGGGGUUUUGCGAGGUGGCGGGUGUCGAUGAACCUGGUGAAAUGCUAAUGAGAAUUUUCUUCCCCAGAAAGCCUGAAACUUCCUUUCAAGGAUACUUGGGCAAUGAACGGGAAACCAAAUCCAAAGUGUUAAGAAAUGUGUUUAGAGAAGGCGAUGCCUGGUACAGAUGUGGUGAUCUCUUAAAGGCGGAUAAAUACGGCUUUUGGUACUUCCUUGACAGAAUGGGGGAUACCUUCCGGUGGAAAUCCGAGAAUGUUUCUACAUCCCAGGUAGAAGAUCAGAUAUCUGCCAAUGCUGAAAAUGUAGUAAAGCAAGUAGCUGUUGUGGGCAUAAAAAUACCGAAGUAUGAAGGCAGGGCAGGGUUUGCUGUGAUCCGUCUCGUUGACAAUAUGGUAGAAACUUCCAACGAAGAAAAAGUUGCAUUAUUGAAUAAACUUUUGCUAGGCUUGUCUAAUGCAUUACCAAAAUAUGCUAUCCCAGUAAUCGUCAAGUUCGUGGACGAGAUUAAAAUGACGGAUAAUCACAAAGUAGUCAAAAAAAUCUACAGAGAUCAAAAACUGCCUCAUGGAACGUCUGGUACGGAUACGUUAUUUUGGUUGAAGGAUUAUAGGAGCUAUGAGCUAUUAACGGACGAUGACUGGAAUGCUAUUGAGAGCCAAAAAGCUAAGCUGUAA
Messenger RNA from Huiozyma naganishii CBS 8797, 2025 nucleotides. RefSeq names its product long-chain fatty acid transporter FAT1 (gene FAT1). NCBI's taxonomy places the organism in Eukaryota, Fungi, Ascomycota, Saccharomycetes, Saccharomycetales, Saccharomycetaceae. Bases 1 to 2025 code for a protein of 674 amino acids. The transcript has a single exon. Gene Ontology annotation, molecular function: long-chain fatty acid-CoA ligase activity; long-chain fatty acid transmembrane transporter activity. The record is from RefSeq and is a predicted model, not a curated record.